Messenger RNA from Saccoglossus kowalevskii, 917 nucleotides. RefSeq names its product cytochrome c oxidase assembly protein ctaG-like. The record is from RefSeq and is a predicted model, not a curated record. Gene Ontology annotation, molecular function: copper ion binding. NCBI's taxonomy places the organism in Eukaryota, Metazoa, Hemichordata, Enteropneusta, Harrimaniidae. Gene Ontology annotation, cellular component: mitochondrial inner membrane.
AUGGCUACUCUUGUUAAGCAGGCAUUGAAAUUUCCAUCAAGUUCAGCUAACUAUCUAGAGUUCUGGAGAUUUACCAACCUAAGAUUUUACUGUAACUACGCGUUGAAAAAAACAGAGGUUUCUUCAAUUCCAUCUAUCUGUAGAACAUCACAUCACAAUGUACACACUCAUAAAUUCAAUGGACCAACUAAGCAUUAUUUCAGACUUUUCCCCGUCUGUAAAAACUCUUCUGCACUCAGUUCUCUCAUUACACCUCCUGUUUUGUACAACACAAUGUUUGUUCGAUUUAAGAAAGUUCACCCACGUAUUUCGGCUCACCAGUUUCAACAGAAGAAUAAAACAGUCAUGAUUUACAUAACGUCAAUAGCGGUUCUUAUAGUUGGACUUUCCUAUGCAGCUGUUCCACUUUAUACUUUAUUCUGUCAGGCAACUGGAUUAGGUGGUCAAGCGACAAUAGGUCAUGAUACUGAGAAAGUUGAAACAAUGGAAAAAGUAGCUACUAGACAAAUACUGAUAAAAUUUAAUGCAGAUUUAGCAUCCAGUAUGAGAUGGAAUUUCAAACCACAGAUGGGUGAAGUCAGGGUGCAUCCUGGUGAAACAGCAUUAGCUUUUUAUAAAGCUAAAAAUCCAACAGAUAAACCUAUCAUUGGUAUUGCCACUUACAAUAUACUACCAUUUGAAGCUGGUCAAUAUUUUAAUAAAAUACAGUGUUUUUGUUUUGAAGAACAAAUACUUAAUCCACAUGAAGAGGUAGAUAUGCCAGUGUUUUUUUAUAUUGAUCCAGACUUUGCUGAAGAUCCAAAGAUGUUGAACAUUGAUACUUUGACUUUAUCUUACACAUUUUUUGAAGCCAAAGAAGGACUUGAAUUACCACAACCUUUUACAAAUCAAAAUAUCCAGAUGCGAUAGGAGAGAAU